UCAGAGCAGUUGAGGAGAAAGCGCAACGUCUUCGGCUGGCCUGUGUUCUCCAGCCGAGUCUUACUUUCGUGUCGGUGUCUGUCUGGGUACGACGCGGGGUGUGUGUUCGCUGUAUUGGUGGUCGAGAAGCCGCGUCCAGAGCCCCGGGUGAGACGAUAUAAUAAUGUCUGAGCCGUCUCCCCGGUCGACUCAAACUCUAGCCAGCGUUCAAUUAGUGUAGCCGUGAUGGAAAUUACAUUACCCAGGUGACUUGUAGCGAUAUGUGCGUGACAUCUAGGCGAUAACUCUCUUGAACCUGCUACCCUUAUCAGCCAUCAUGUCAUCGUAUAUAGUGCUGUACAGCGCUAUAGUGUCGCUGGCCAUGGAAGCCAUGUGUCUCGAAUUUCGUUUUCCCGAGGACCCGGGUCGCAAUCAUCUGGAACACGUGAAUACGGCGGCGGCCAGGACUCAAGGUGCCGUUCUAGUCGAGGUUCUAGCGCACAAGUCGCGGCUUAAUGUCACCGCCGAUGAUCCCCGCGGAUUUCAGCAGAACCUUAUGGACAUGCUUGGCAAAAUGAUCCCACAGAGCUGCUGGUAUAAUGGAGCGAAAUUCGAUUGUGGCCUAAGCAUAUCAUGUGUCUUAGAAGGAGGUAAGCCUCUGGACCUAUGUAGUGGUGGACUUAUAUGGAGCUGCUGUGUUUCAAGGGACAAUGUUCACUCUUCUUCUGAUCCUAAUAUAGGCGCACUCGAAAACGCUACACUUCAGUUUCUGGUGAGUCACAACCGUCCCGGCUAUCAUCAACCUCAAAGCUCUGAGUCACAGAACCAUCAUCAGUUUGUGACAUUCAACUCUAACAGCAACGCAGUCGAUGUGGUGAAGCGCCCUCAUCGCUGGCACAGACCACAGUGGCGACCACCAAAUUUUCACGUCCAAGUCAGACCACCAUUUGCAAUCACUGUUGACUCCCAUCUGCAACAGAGUGUGCCAACGUCUACAACUUCCCAUUCCGGAUAUAAGGGUUGUGGAGAAUUAUACACUAGAAGCCAUAGAAUAGUCGGUGGUCACAGUUCCAAUUAUGGAACACAUCCAUGGCAGGCUGCAAUAAUCAAAUCAGGUUUCUUAUCGAAAAAGCUGUCGUGUGGAGGAGCAUUACUGAACAAUAGAUGGGUGGUAACUGCAGCGCAUUGUGUAGCAACGACAUCUAAUACAAAUCUGAAAGUUCGCCUAGGCGAGUGGGAUGUGCGGGACCAGAGUGAAAAGUAUCUUCAUGAGGAAUUCAACGUCGAAAGAAAAGAGGUUCAUCCUCAGUACAGUCCCACCGAUUUCAGGAACGAUUUAGCUCUGAUAAAACUGGAUAAGGCAGUAACUUUUAAGCAGCAUAUAAUUCCAGUUUGUUUGCCCGACUCAUCGGUGAAAUUAGUUGGUAAAACGGCUACAGUUGCAGGUUGGGGUAGAACAAGGCAUGGAGUAUCGACAGUGCCAACAGUAUUACAAGAGGUCGAUGUGGAAGUGAUACCAAACGAUAGAUGCCAGACUUGGUUCAGAGCGGCUGGACGAAGGGAGAAAAUACACGACGUUUUCCUUUGUGCUGGAUUCAAGGAAGGUGGCAGAGACAGUUGUCAAGGAGACUCAGGAGGACCAUUGACAACAACUCUUGACGGUAAAAAAGUACUGAUUGGCCUUGUGUCAUGGGGUAUAGGAUGUGGAAGAGAGCACUUACCAGGUGUCUAUACGAACAUACAAAAGUUUGUUCCAUGGAUUGACAAAGUCAUGAUUUGAAUGCAAACGUUUCAUGAUUGCUAAAAAAUCUCAGUCAUAGCUCAGGUAUACCAAAUUGCCUUUGUUGCCAAAGUUCCGUCCAUAAUGGACGAAAAAUGAUCAGUGAUUGAUUAUUGAUGAACUUAUACAACGCAGAAAUUACUAGGUUCUUGCUGCUUGGGCAUACACAUCACGUCACGUCAAGAGAGUGUGAAACUUAGUUGCGUUCACUGUAACAUUUUGUACGAUUGUUUGUUUUUUGUAUUCAACUAAAGGUGAAAUCCUUUGUUCAUUUGCUGUUUGAAUGAUCGCAACUUCAGAAAUGCAUAUAUUUUAUUUAUAAACUGAUUUUGCAAACACAA
Nilaparvata lugens (brown planthopper) is the source of this 2100-nucleotide messenger RNA. RefSeq names its product serine proteinase stubble. Gene Ontology annotation, biological process: proteolysis. Bases 317 to 1759 code for a protein of 480 amino acids. Lineage: Eukaryota; Metazoa; Arthropoda; Insecta; Hemiptera; Delphacidae. Gene Ontology annotation, molecular function: serine-type endopeptidase activity. The record is from RefSeq and is a predicted model, not a curated record. The transcript is spliced from 9 exons.